AAAAUAGAAUAAAUAUGAUUCUUACAUGUUUUACACGUAAUCACCAACCAGAGUGGCCUGGCCGCCAUUUUUAUACUUCUCUGUCCUCACAUGGUGGCUGGGGCUUCCUCCAUAUAUAAACCUCUAAACGAAAAACAACAACUCAAGAAGAAGACCCAUUUCUCUUCUUCUUCAUUUCUCCAUUUCUGAACUCAGAACCCUAAUUUCUUUCUGCCAUGAAAUCGCAAUCGGACGAUGUUCUUGCCAAUAGCAACAACAUCGACAAUGACGGGAAGUCCAAGAAAUCGAUCCCUCCAUACAUGAAGGCGAUCUCCGGUUCUUUUGGGGGAAUCGUAGAGGCUUGCUGUCUUCAGCCCAUUGACGUCAUCAAAACCCGGUUGCAGCUUGACCGAACCGGUAAUUACAAGGGAAUUUUUCACUGCGGUUCUACGGUUUGUCGUACGGAAGGUGUCCCUGCUCUGUGGAAGGGUUUAACCCCUUUCGCUACUCAUUUGACUCUCAAGUAUGCGCUUCGUAUGGGUUCUAAUGCUAUGCUUCAAUCCGCGUUUAAGGAUUCUGAAACUGGGAAGAUUAGUAAUCAUGGUCGGCUUCUCUCUGGGUUCGGAGCUGGGGUUCUUGAGGCACUUGUAAUUGUGACACCAUUUGAGGUGGUGAAAAUCAGAUUGCAGCAACAAAAAGGGCUGAGUACUGAUCUACUAAAGUACAAGGGUCCCAUACACUGUGCUCGUACAAUUAUUCGAGAAGAGGGUCUUCGUGGACUCUGGUCAGGUGCAGCCCCAACUGUUAUGCGCAAUGGGACUAACCAGGCUGCCAUGUUUACAGCAAAGAAUGCUUUUGAUGUCGUCUUGUGGAAGAAACACGAAGGAGAUGGCAAAGUCCUACUACCAUGGCAGUCUAUGAUAUCAGGAUUUCUGGCAGGUACAGCAGGUCCUGUCUGCACUGGGCCGUUCGAUGUUGUAAAAACAAGAUUAAUGGCACAAAGCCGAGAAGGAGGGAAUUUGAAGUACACAGGUAUGAUCCAUGCUAUCAAAACAAUUUACGCAGAGGAAGGGCUUCGUGCCUUAUGGAAAGGACUACUCCCUCGGCUGAUGAGGAUCCCACCUGGUCAGGCCAUUAUGUGGACUGUGGCUGAUCAAUUAACCGGUUUGUAUGAAAGGAGAUAUAUGGUCAAUGCAGCCUUGUAGCUGAGGUAAACAUAGAUUUCAUUAUCAUUCUAUUGAAUCAUUUUUGAAGGUCUUAUGGAUCAAUAAUCAAGUUUUGAUUUGAUUAACGUAGUAGAACAAUAACAAGACUUAGAAGAGAAGAGCAAGAGUAAUAUAUGCCUCUUACUAUGUGAUAUAUGAUUGCAGAAAGACUUUGGUGGAUACCAAUUUUUGUAACUGUAUCGAUGAAAUUGCCUAAUACAUUAGUUUGGUUUCUUAUUGUAUCCUAUUAGUUUUGAAGUCCAACUUUGAUUGUAUUGUAAUUGCAUGCCAUGAAGACUUUGCAUUUGCACCAACAUUUCAAUUACAUAUUUUUAAUA
This is a messenger RNA of Cannabis sativa, 1522 nucleotides long. Its product is annotated as mitochondrial succinate-fumarate transporter 1. Gene Ontology annotation, biological process: succinate transport; fumarate transport. The record is from RefSeq and is a predicted model, not a curated record. Bases 216 to 1184 code for a protein of 322 amino acids. The transcript has 2 exons. NCBI's taxonomy places the organism in Eukaryota, Viridiplantae, Streptophyta, Magnoliopsida, Rosales, Cannabaceae.